AAGAUCCCGAGUCCAAGUGAGCGCGUUCCAGUAACAUACUUGGACCCCGGGUAUAAAAAGGGUUUCGACGUUGGCCAACUUGCCUCCCAGCCCACCGGUUCUCGUUUAUACCCAUACUUCUUUCAUGAACACGACUACCACCAUAGACUUGUAUCUCGAUUACAUCCGUCCUUCAAAAUGGCACCUAACCUUACAAGCUAUCCACUGACCGAGACCAACCUCGCCUGGCAUGACCAACUUCUCCAAUGCGAACACCCAACAGACUCCAUCGUCCCCUGGGUCGAAAAGGUCAUCAAGGAAGAGCAAAUCCACCAAUUCUACACCUCCUUGAACACGGCCACGCUCGCUACUCACCAAGCCAACGACAUCACCGAUCCAGGUCUCGACAUAGUCUCCGACCUCCACCUCCACCCAGCGCAGGGAUCACCCACCGGAGAGACCCACCCGGAGCGUCUAAUGGGCGAUUUGAAACUGUUCGACCAGCGCCCUGGGAUCUGCAUCGAGAGCCCGCUUGAGCGGUUCCUUACUCCGGACGGGUGCAGCGCCCCCAGCUAUUUUGUGAGACCUGCGCUGGAGAAUGUUAGCGAGAGGACGGGGUUUGGAUGCUUGGAGGGGAUGGAGGAGAGGAGGGAUAUGGCUAGGGGAUAUGCUGCUGCUGUUAGUAGGCGUCGUCGGGAUGAUAUUGGGGGGUGGAGUUCUGGAAGGAGUUAG
This is a messenger RNA of Aspergillus campestris IBT 28561, 711 nucleotides long. RefSeq lists its product as uncharacterized. The record is from RefSeq and is a predicted model, not a curated record. The transcript is spliced from 3 exons. The coding region runs from base 178 to 711 and encodes 177 amino acids. Lineage: Eukaryota; Fungi; Ascomycota; Eurotiomycetes; Eurotiales; Aspergillaceae.